Nematostella vectensis (starlet sea anemone) is the source of this 1613-nucleotide messenger RNA. RefSeq lists its product as uncharacterized. Lineage: Eukaryota; Metazoa; Cnidaria; Anthozoa; Actiniaria; Edwardsiidae. The record is from RefSeq and is a predicted model, not a curated record. Bases 329 to 1522 code for a protein of 397 amino acids. The transcript has 10 exons. Gene Ontology annotation, molecular function: protein binding.
UUCUUUUGAAUCCUUUGGACAUCUUGUCAUUAGUGAAAUCAGAAACCUAUACAAUGAUCAGGGCGGUAAUUUUAAAGCACGGGCGGUAAUUUUAUUACACACCGUCUUAAUUAUUGUUAUGUAUGGUAUAUAUUUAUACUGGGACUGGGUUUAUCGGUGUUGUUUUAUACCCUUAGAAAGUUUCCUAUUCUUCUUGGUGUUUUCUGUUUCUCUCAACGCGGGAAUUACGCUGGCUUUGGUAUUCAAAGAUACUUCUGGACACAGCCAAGUGGAAACGCCUUAGACCUUAGUCGCGACUCGAGCAUACCUGUGGAUAAUCGUAUCCAUCAUGCUCAUGGUAUUAAUCAUUACGCUACUGGCUCUUCUCGUUACAAAGCUGCAAGUAACAGCGUCGCCGGUUGAGAUUGCUCACGGUCGAGUUCAUAUGGCUAUUCUGGAUACACAGAAUUUUGUCUGCCAAACUGAACCCUUCCAGACACCCUUCACAAGUGACGACAUUGCUGUUCACCUCAGUCCCGCUCGGCCGGGGGGUAGCCUUCCUGAGUACCAAUCCUCCACGGUCUGGGUAGAUCACGUGACAAGAUAUAACUUUACCAUUUGUUUAAGACCCUCGGCCAAAAUAAACUUUGCAAGGCGUGUUGAUGUUCAUUGGCUUGCGUAUUUGUACAAGCCCAGUAGUGGAAUGUCUGGCGUCGCUUAUAUCCCUAUGUGGACUGCCGGGACCAAAUGCGUCCUCAUCACCUACUCAGAGAGGGUGACCGCCAUCCCGACAGUCUUCGUCACGGUUGCGCACGAAGGGAGAGUAGGGAGGGGGAACGAUGCAUCGACGGUGUGGACUGAAGAUGUCACGGUCGAGGACUUCAAGCUUUGUCUUCGCGAGCUCAAGAACUUUGACGGAGCACAUCGAGAAAUCAAAGUGAACUGGCUAGUGCUGAGCGCCCUACCGGCUGAAUGGGUAAAAGCCCGACUGACCGGCAUCCUGACUUUUCCAAACACCCUUACCCCACCGGAGAAGUUUAUCUACAGCUACUGUCAGGAGUUCCCGUUUCCCAAGCAAUAUUUCACUGUGCCGACAAUGAUAGCCUCUCCCAGUCAUAGGAACAAUAUCUACAGCUCGAGGAACGUGUGGCCCAAGCAUAACGCCAUCACUUACUGGAUAGAGAGUAUCGACACGCUGAAUUACACGGUCUGCGUCAAGGACCUCCAGCCCUACAGAGUUCACCACGAUCCAAUUCUCGUCAACUUCUUGGUGUUUGGGGAUCUGCACCCAUGUCUCACGGUGAACUGUGGUAACCACGCCUCGUGCCAGGCCUACUCGUCCAGCGACGUGCGAUGCGAGUGCCCAAAGUCGUGCCCAGUCUACCAAGAGGAGUACUGCGCGAAUGACGGCAAAACCUACUCGAACAUGUGCGAGUACGACCAGAUGGUGUGUAACACCGGCAACGAGAUCAAACUGCACCCCGGAAGCUGUGAGGCGUUUGUAUUGAAACACGGACGCGUUGCAGUCAUGCUGGAUAGAUAAUACUUUUGUGUGACAGUCCAAUAUGGUCACGCUUUUAAGCGUAACGCAACACUUCACGUGUUUGUAAGCCUUGAUUAUCACAACACGACCC